AUGAUACUGAAUCCAUUCAACCCACGAGGGGUGCUCGCCGCGCUCCUCCUGGUCUCCCCGGUCCUGGCUCAUGGCGGCCAUGAAAAUGUUCCCGAGGGCGCCGCCAUCUCCGAAGAUCCCAUUGACUCGACGUUAUGGGUGCAUAUGAUCCUGAUGGGUCUGUCGUUCGGGAUUAUCUUCCCGUUGGGUAUGGUCCUCGGGAUUGUCGGUACCGUGAUCGCCGUGGUGGCCUAUUUCCUCGGCCACGCCCACAAAGGCCGCCAGUUCUCGAAAAACGUCCACGCGUCCUUUGCAAACACCCUGAUGUUCAUGUUGGUGGCGCAAGUGGUCAUCGGCUUCUACCUCAAGCUCCAUCUGUCCAAGGGCAUUCACGGCCGCAUCCGCCGCGUCUUCGUCAUUCUCCACGGUGUCCUCGGCAAGGCGAUGCCCGUCGCAAGCUGGGUGCAGAUGCUCUUCGGCGGCAUUACCGCCAUGGGCUUCUGUCGCGAUGACCACCUCGGCCAGUGCCUGGCGCAUUUCAUCAUGGGCAGCGCCUUUAUCGCGUACGGCAUUCUGCUGACGAUCCUGCUGCUCGUCGGCCAGUAUUGGCUCCGUCGCACCGGUCGCAGCCAGGAGUUCUUCGACUCGCUCGUCAUCGCCGCCUGGGGAUGCGUCAACACCUUCACCGAGCACCGCUGGGGCGGCCCCUGGGUGCACAACGACCUGCAGCAUACCACCAUGGGUAUUGUCUGGUGGUGCGCCGGUCUGUUGGGCAUCUGGCUGAGUCGCAGCCGCGAUGGCCGCCCCAAGCGCAACCUCAUCCCCGCCAUCGUCAUCGGCCUCACCGGCUACGCCAUGUCGGCGCAUCCGCAGACGCUGAUGAUCAGCACGAUGAUUCACACCAUCUUCGGCUAUACCCUGAUGGCUGCCGCGCUCACCCGAAUCAUUGAGAUCUCCUUCGUGCUGCGCGACAAGAGCACCGUGAGCAUGGACGGCUCCAACCCCAACAGCUUCCAGUACCUGACUCCCUUCCUCCUCUAUGCCUCCGGUUUCCUCUUCAUGGGCGCCACCGAGGAACAGAUGCAACUGCUGCACCAAGCCGAGAUUACGCACGUGUCCUACAUCCUGAUCCUCUACAGCAUCGCCUUCAUCCUCUUCCUCUUCGUCAACGUCCUCCUCCACAUCUACGCCGUCCACGCCUGGCCCGAAUCGACCAAACCGUCCAACGCGCGCGAGUCCCUCGACGCCGAGCCCGAGCAGCGGCCCUCCCGCUUCAUGAACGGCCAUGCGCGCUCCACGGCCGAGGCCCAGCACAUCAACGAUGCCGAGGCCUUCGAGCUCCAGGGCCUCAUCUCCGACGAGGAGGAGGACGACAACAAGGCGUCCGGUGCUGGGAACCACACAAUGGGGCCCCGGAAGGCAGAAGAUGAAGAGAGCGCCCCUCUGGUCGGGAGGGACUCUUCAAGUCGACCGUGA
Aspergillus terreus NIH2624 is the source of this 1455-nucleotide messenger RNA. Its product is annotated as Ytp1 family protein. The transcript is spliced from 5 exons. The record is from RefSeq and is a predicted model, not a curated record. NCBI's taxonomy places the organism in Eukaryota, Fungi, Ascomycota, Eurotiomycetes, Eurotiales, Aspergillaceae. The coding region runs from base 1 to 1455 and encodes 484 amino acids.